UCCACUUCUCCAUUUUUUUCUUCUUUGAAAGCCUACCUUUUCAUUUCUUUUUUUUUUCCCUUUCUUCGUUCAUCCUUUACCCACCGGACCAAAGCAGAAAAAUGCAGAUGAUUCCUUUGUCUCACAUCUUUCUCCUCACUUCCCAAUUAAUGGCCGAUCCCUGCCAAGCUCUCUCUUCGUCGUCAAAAAACAAGAAAGGGGGAACAAGGAUGAAGGGGGAGGAUGUUUGAUUCAUCUCAACCAUCUGCAUCAUUUUUGACCAAAUAUAAUCGUGGUAAAGGAGAAAGGCAAAAGUUCUGUUAAUUUUUGUUUUCCUUUCCAUAUAUCAAAAGCUAGGAUAACAAAGAUGCAAAUGUCUCACUGUUGCAGCCCCUAUUUUCUUGGGGAUGAAAAUAAGAAGCAAAUGAAGUUGAAAAGGAGGCAUCUAAGCUACACUGGGAUGAAAGGGGGCAAUAAUUGCCAAGAAAAUCUGUUUUUUGGUUGUACAAGCGCUAGCCUCAUGGUAAUGGAAGGUGAAACUAUCUGGAUUAAUGUGAAGAACAAACCGUCUAGUGGAACAGGCAUGCUUUCAGCUGCAGGAUUGUUAAGUGUACAUCCUGGAACUGUAAAGGCCAAAACUCUAAGCAUAGCACCACCCCCAGUGGAGGAGUGAGGAUUAAGUCUCCUUUCCCACCUCCUCCCAAUGAUUCUGCAGCUGCUAGGAUGACUUUGGGAAGGCAUAAUACUGCUCUUAAGGGGCCCAUGGAAGUUGCUAGACAUUCUGCUGAUCCACUGGCAGAUCUGUCACAACUUGAGAAGAAUCUUCAUACAACCACUGGAACACGUUCUAAUAAGUCCACUGCAGCUGGAUGGGCUGCUUUUUUAUCAUGUUAGCAUUUGACUGUUGGUGGUUCGGAUCUUUGUCUCCUGUUGUAUUUAAAAGGAUGAGAAAUAUUGAAAAGAAAAUUCAUAACUGAAAGAAUUUCAAUAUGUGCUCCAUCUUUGGAGGAAUAAUUAUUCUCGAAAUGUGUUGAUAUCAUUCUUUUGACAUACAUGGACUGCCAAUCUCAAAUUUAUAUACGUAUAAC
This is a messenger RNA of Coffea eugenioides, 1067 nucleotides long. RefSeq lists its product as uncharacterized. The transcript is spliced from 8 exons. Bases 347 to 652 code for a protein of 101 amino acids. The record is from RefSeq and is a predicted model, not a curated record. Lineage: Eukaryota; Viridiplantae; Streptophyta; Magnoliopsida; Gentianales; Rubiaceae.